AUGUCUUCUUCGUCACGCAUGAAAGGUCUGGCGCAGCAGAUCUCUGUUUCCACAUCGAUUUUGACCGACUUCUUCUCCUCCAACGGCCUUCCGGAACCUUCGUUUGACAAAGAUGCCGCUCUCCAGAUUCCUGACUGCCCGGAAGAAAUUCAGAUCGCCCGUCGAAAUCUGCGUGAAGCCGCACAAGAACUAUACGCUUUGGCGACCGGACCAAGCGAGCAUCUGAGAUGGCUGGCCUGCUACUACCAUGAUUGUUCUAGUCUGCGUUGGAUUUAUCACUUCAACAUCGCGGCCCUCGUACCGUUAGACGGCACCAGGAGUUACGCAGAAAUUGCGUCGAGCGCUGAUGUGGAUGAAGGCCGUCUUCGACGAAUCCUCCGUCAAGCCAUGACGAAUAGGAUCUUUUGCGAACCUCAAAAGGGUUUCGUGGCGCAUACUGCGGCGUCCAGUGCUCUUAUCCGCGACAAGGGGACCUUGAAUUGGGUGGGCUAUACGUUAGAGGAGUCCUUCCCAGCCUCGACCAAGUUGGUCGAAGCAACCAAGAAGUAUGGGCCUUCUGAAGAAAAGAACCAUUCUGGCUGGAAUCUUGUUUUCGAUACUGAGCUCCCAAUCUUCGAGUACCUGUCGAACCAUCCAGACCGCGCCAACAGGUUUGCCGAAACUAUGGAGGCGUUGACCAGUACAGACGGUUAUAACGUCCGUCAUCUACUGAAUGGUUAUUCCUGGGAAGAGUUCACCCUGGGCACUGUCGUUGACGUCGGAGGGUCUAUUGGCCAUGCCAGCAUCGCGGUCGCCGAAAGAUUCCCAAAUCUCCACUUCAUUGUCCAGGACCUUCCCGACAUUGUUGCGUUAGGCGAGCAAAGGCUCCCUCCUGGUUUGAAGGACCGGGUCUCGUUUCAAGUCCAUGAUUUCUUCACUCCGCAGCCGGUCCAAGGUGCCGAUGUGUACUUUCUCCGAUUUAUUUUGCACGAUUAUUCGGACACCCAUGCGACGCUCAUCCUGAAGAAUCUGCUCCUUGCAUUUAAACCAAAUUCAAGAUUAUUGGUGAUGGACGGGGUUUUACCAGAGCCAGGCAGCAUGCCAACAAGUGAGGAGCGGCUUAUUCGCGUCAUGGACCUGGAAAUGAUGACAAACUUUAAUGCCAAAGAGAGAGACCUAGACGACUGGCGCAAUCUUUUCGUCAAGGCUGAUCCGAGGCUGAAAGUGGUCAAGGUGGUCAAACCUCCAGGAAGCGUCAACUCGAUAAUCGAGGCGGCGCUUGAAGAAGGCGAUUGA
Messenger RNA from Rhinocladiella mackenziei CBS 650.93, 1275 nucleotides. RefSeq lists its product as uncharacterized. The transcript has 4 exons. The coding region runs from base 1 to 1275 and encodes 424 amino acids. The record is from RefSeq and is a predicted model, not a curated record. NCBI's taxonomy places the organism in Eukaryota, Fungi, Ascomycota, Eurotiomycetes, Chaetothyriales, Herpotrichiellaceae. Gene Ontology annotation, molecular function: O-methyltransferase activity.